AUGCCCGCCCUCCGCGCACCACCGACGCUCUCGCUGCUCUCGCGCGCGUCAACGACUACCUCGCUGACACACCUGUACCCCACGCCGCUCACGCGCUCCAUGUCGUCGUCCCACGGCUCCCAUUACGACCCGCCCACCGGCUGGUUCCUGGGCGUCCCGCCGGGGGAGAAGCAGGCGAAGGAAGGGUGGGAAGGGAUCUGGUAUUGGGGAUUCUUUGGGGGGCUGUUUGCGGCCGGAGUGGCGUACGCUUAUAAGCCGGAUACAUCGAUUCAGAGUUGGGCGCUGGAAGAGGCGAGGAGGAGGCUUGAGGCCGAGGGCAUCAUUGAGGACUCGACGAAGGGGCAGAAGUCGUUGCUGCGUACGGUGUCGGGGAGUCUGCCGCCGAGGCAUUGA
Morchella importuna is the source of this 393-nucleotide messenger RNA. RefSeq lists its product as uncharacterized. The record is from RefSeq and is a predicted model, not a curated record. NCBI's taxonomy places the organism in Eukaryota, Fungi, Ascomycota, Pezizomycetes, Pezizales, Morchellaceae. The transcript is spliced from 2 exons. The coding region runs from base 1 to 393 and encodes 130 amino acids.